AUGCAAAGGACGUUGCAGAAAGCCAAUUAUGGGCAUCACAGCUUCUCCUUGCCCAAGGACGUGCCCUCUCCUCCUGACUCUUCACGCAGAGCCUUGCGCACAUCCAGCAGCUGCUGGGCAACCCCAAGGGCCAUGUCUUCGGUGAGCUCCUCAUCAACCUUCCGCUCCGAGCACAUCAGCACCUACACCCCGAGCAAACAUCGCUUCGAGCCUCUGCUUGAGUCUCCCCAUGGGAUCUUUGGGGCAGGGAGAACUCAGGAGCCCUAUGGGUAUUCAGGGUCUCCUCCAUCAGUCCAUUCCUCAGCCUUGGGCAGCAGCAACGUGGUGGCCAGCGGGAACAAAUACCAGGUCAUCGCGGAUCUCAGCCAGUUUGAACCUCAAGAUAUCGUGGUGAGUUCCUACAACUACUGCAUUGUCAUCCAAGCUGAGAAGGUGGCCGAAGAUGGCAUUGUCUCCAACACCUUCACCCAUAAGUGCCAGCUGCCAACAGACAUGGAUCCUCUGUCCGUCAGUUGCUCCCUGAAUGACGCUGGCAAGUUGAUCAUCACGGCUAGGAGGCGACAGCUGUCCCCAUCGCCUCUGUAUCGUACGGAGGUGAAGCUCUAAGCGUAGCCCUCUCUCACCCAAGACAGCACGUCAGCCCACACCUUGACGGUCCCUCAUAUGUGAUUGAUUUUUAGUUUAGUUUGUGGGCAUCCUUUCUCUAUGCCAUGCACAGGUGGAUUUCAGCAGGUUCUGACCAGGUCUGGAGAACCAGUAGCAGAAAUUUUGAGUAGUUCGGAGAACCGGUAGUAAAAGUUCUGACUGGCCCCGCCCCCAUCUAUUAUCUGCCUCCCAAAUACCAGCUGAUCGGGAGGAAAUGGUGAUUUUGCAGUAACCUUCCCCUGGAUCGGGGAGGGAAUGGAGAUUUUACAGUAUCCUUCCCUGGAUCAGGGUGGGAAUGGAGAUUCUACAGUAUCCUUCCCCUGGAUCGGGGUGGGAAUGGAGAUUCUACAGUAUCCUUCCCUUGAAGUGGGGUGGGAAUGGAGAUUUUAUAGUAUCCUUCCCCUGGAGUGGGGUGGGAAUGGAGAUUUUAUAGUAUCCUUCCCCUGGAGUGGGGUGGGAAUGGAGAUUAUACAGUAUCCUUCCCCUUCCACGCCCA
Molecule: messenger RNA, 1141 nt
Organism: Ahaetulla prasina
Lineage: Eukaryota; Metazoa; Chordata; Lepidosauria; Squamata; Colubridae
Product: heat shock protein beta-7-like
Exons: 3
Coding region: 1-606 (201 amino acids)
Source: RefSeq, a predicted model, not a curated record